This is a messenger RNA of Xyrauchen texanus (razorback sucker), 2825 nucleotides long. RefSeq lists its product as uncharacterized. Gene Ontology annotation, biological process: positive regulation of translation; positive regulation of cell size. The transcript is spliced from 4 exons. NCBI's taxonomy places the organism in Eukaryota, Metazoa, Chordata, Actinopteri, Cypriniformes, Catostomidae. The record is from RefSeq and is a predicted model, not a curated record. Bases 784 to 2106 code for a protein of 440 amino acids.
GAGUAUUAAGUGAUACAUCCAUGCUGCAGUGUGUCAGGUUAUUAAUUUUAAAGUCACAUCUUUAUGCAUUUUAAGGGACUAGCCUUGCAUGUGCUGCCCCAUCAAGCAUUGGCAGGAGAGUCUGCCUCCCCCUGGCAUCCCGCUAUGAAAUCCUGGGUGUAAUUGUAGGGUACUGAGGCAGAACAAGAGUAAUCAGAUCAGUCCUGAGAAAGAGAGCAUACAUGGAGACAACACUAGAUUAACACCCCCCCCCCACACACACACCACUAACACCACAUCCCUGAUUAAAUUACGAUGAGAUCCUGCAAGUAGGUAAACGAGAGAGAGAGAGAGAGAGAGAGAGAGAGAAAGAAAGAGGAAAAUCUGUGUGAGGGAGUGGGAGGAAGAAUGAGCCAGAAAGGGUGGUAGCGCAGUACGAGCGAGGGAGCGAAAGCUUGAGAAUGGAGACAGGGAGUGAGGGAGUAUAUGGCAGGAAGCGUGCAAAAUCCAGAGGAAAAGAAAUGCAGGGAGUUUGAUGGAAAACGGAGGACCUCUGCAAGCGACAGGACAGCAACAGCAAAGUCAGAGCGAGAGAGAAAGGGGGCAUAGGAAAAAACACCAGGAUAACAUCAGUAACAACCCCUGGGAGGAAGCGAUGAAUCAGAGGGUGGGGGUCAGAGUGAAGAAACAUGCAAGAGAAAGUUUGAAAGUAGAGAAGAUGCAAAAUAUCAUCUGGUGAUGACGAGACCUGGACACUGGAAGGAGGGACACAUCCUCUUAAAAGUCUCCUCCUGAGGCCACAGCAUGCUCCCAGAGACUAAACGACCAACCACGCUAACCCGGUUUCAGUUACAAAAUGGAUUACAAGCUCAGAGGGAUAUGGGCCAACAACUGCCAAGACCUCAAGCGGACCUCCUCGCCUAUUUGGGGAAUGGGGACUACAUAAUGAACACUUGUGGACCAAUGCAUGCAAAUUCCUCCUCCAAUGGAUACAAUCACACUUCUAAGCAACGUCUAGCCAACCAGGGGGGUCACGCACGACUAGACGUGGCUGGACAGGGCAGUCAGGCAGAGUUAACCAGAGUGCUGCAACAUAACAGCGUCUCUGUGAACUCCAGCUCGAGAGAAUGCAGCCUUGUGGUCCACCAACACCAGACCGAGCCACACCUCUCCUUGAGGAAGUGUGUUCUAGACUCGCCAACACAGUUCAGGGGUCAUGGAAACUGUGGAGCGCCUGUUUGUGUGGUGGUGCAACAAUCAGGCUCUGUGAGAGGGCCCCUUAUUAAGAAGCGACAUGCAUUGGACUGGACGGAACCCUAUGAAGACUGCUUUGGCGCUCACAAUUCAACCUUUAAAUAUGAACUCUGCACUUCUAAUGGACAGGGAGCUUUAAGUAGAUCGUUGGGACACCGAUCGCAAGACUUAAAUAGACCCAGUCCGGCACAUGAAGUUAUGAUCUCUACCAAAGAUGCCAACAAACCCAGUAUUAACCACCAAACGAAAGUUGCCCAAGAGGGUCUCAAUGGACCAGGAAGUGGGAAGACACAAAGAGCGAUUCAGGACCAGAUUGAAAGAGUCAUGGUGAAUCUUGAGGAGGUUCUACGUGGCCUGAAAGAGAUACAUCUGGAAAUGAAGGAGGUGGUCGAGCAGAUAGAUGUGUUGACGGCCGGCAUUGACAUGGGUGAAGAGGAACCAGGGGACUCUUUCUGGGGAUGCCACUCGAGUGCAGUGGAUACGGGUGUAUGUGAGUUGGAGUCAUCAAGACGUGGAAUCAACGGGGAGGCGUCCUCUAAUGGGGCACACUCUGACAAGCCACCAUUCAGUGUAAAAGGCAAAAUAACACUUUGUUCAUCAAGCAAAGCCCAUCCUUCACGCACAAGAAACCCACCAGCAUACCCCAACAAAGAUCAAGGGCUUUGCGAUACAAAUCAAAGACAAGAAUCAACUCAGGAGAUGGUCGCAUCCCAAAGAAACGAAUCAGCGUCUGUGACAGGACGCAGGGGCCGUAAGCCCCCUCCUUACCCCUUUGCCAGCACAGUCGGAAGAGUGAAUCCUAAAGCAAAAGACAAAGGUCAGAAAACGCCACCUUACCCUUUUAGACGGAGACUGCUCUCGACUAUUGUUUGAGCGGACAGUGGCUUCAGGGCACAGAGCAGAACACAACACACUAUCUUUGAAAGAAGGCCGUAUACAGUGUGACAGGCACCUUUAUGAAAUAAUAAAAGGAUUCCGACAUACCCCAAAGAUUUUGAUGGAUUUCUCAUGGAACACCAGCGUAAGACCAGAAAGUACAUCCCUCUGUCCACCCACGGCUGUCUGGGACUGAGAGAGAAAAAGAUGGAGGAAUAAGUGACACCAGACACUAAUGAAGCAGCUGUGGGCUGAAUAAUAAAGAUCCUGUCUGAGAAAACGCGAGUCUAUGGAGCACUUGUUUCAAACAUGCUUUUGAACUUCUGCUAUUUACACAGGGGACAAGGCCACCAGCACGCCAGUGUCAGCUCACUACUGAGAAUUUCUAUUUAAUCUAAAGAUAAAGACGUUUUCAUGAAGUCUUGAAUUGCAACACCUGCACACAAAAGGCUGACUGCUUUUGAUCUGAGAGUCGAUGAGCUUUAGGUGUCUGAAAUAAGGCUUAAUAUGAAGCAAAUGUCAAAAUCUCGACUGACGUGAUAUCUUAAACAUGCUCUGGAAAUAUCUGAUGAUUCUUUUUAUGUGCAAAUUUAAAAAAAUAAAACGUAUGUCCUGAAUAUUCUCAAUCUUAUAAAUGCACGUUUCUUCAUAUUAAGUCAUGUAUUCUGUAGAUUGCUGAAUGUUGACAAGUAUUGACGGGAAGUUUGAAAUGAUUU